This is a messenger RNA of Closterium sp. NIES-65, 1197 nucleotides long. The record is from the annotation of a GenBank genome assembly. Lineage: Eukaryota; Viridiplantae; Streptophyta; Zygnematophyceae; Desmidiales; Closteriaceae.
AUGCACCUCAACACCCCCGCUGACGAUGCGUUCUUUGCAUCGGCUGGUUCGUCGGCCACGAUUCGUCGUGGGGUGCUUGUGCAGCCGCAUGAACCCUCCAUCCCAGUAGAAGCCCCAUUGCUGCCCCCCGUUGAGGAAGUGGAGUUAGGGCAUGAGAGCAAUGAGGAGGAGGCGGGUAAUGUGGAGGAUGUAGUGUUCGUGGAUGCGGAGGCAUAUUUCGGGCACGAAGAGACCCUCGUGAAGCACCCGGAUUUUGAUGUCACACAGUUAGAGCAGUGGAAUGGGCAGCAUGCAGUGGAGAAGUAUGCGUGCGAGCAGUUUGGCAUCGAGAAGAUACAGUUUAAGACGGUGAUAGUGCGAGUGCCUGGUUGGCACUGUGCUAUGCCAUCAUGUGCUAUGCCAUCAGGUGCUAUGCCAUCAUGUGCUAUGCCAUCACGUGCCAUGCCAUCAUGUCCUCCUUGCCAUCGUGUGCUAUGCCAACGUGCUAUGCCAUCAUGUGCUAUGCCAUCGUGUGCUAAACCAUCAUGUGCUAUUCCAUCAUUUGCUAUGCCAUCAUGUGCUAUGCCAUCAUGUGCUAUGCCAUCAUGUGCUAUGCCAUCAUGUGCUAUGCCAUCAUGUGCUAUGCCAUCAUCUAUGCCAUCAUGUGCUACGCCAUCAUAUGCUAUGCCAUCAUGUGCUCUUCCAUCAUUUGCUGUGCCAUCAUGUGCUAUCCAUCAUUUGCUAUGCCAUCAUUUGCUAUGCCAUCAUGUGAUAUGCCAUCACGUGCUAUGCCAUCAUGUGAUAUGCCAUCAUGUGCUGUGCCAUCAUGUGUUAUGCCAUCAUGUGCUAUGCCCCCAUGUGCUAUGCCCCCCUGUGCUAUGCCCCCCUGUGCUAUGCCCCCCUGUGCUAUGCCUCCCUGUGCUAUGCUGCCCUGUGCUAUGCCCCCCUGUGCUAUGCCCCCCUGUGCUCUGCCCCCCUGUGCUCUGCCCCCUUGUGCUCUGCCCCCCUGUGCUCUUCCCCCUUGUGCUAUGCCCCCCUGUGCUCUGCCCCCCUGUGCUAUGCCCCCCUGUGCUCUGCCCCCCUGUGCUAUGCCCACCUGUGCUCUCCCCCCCUGUGCUCUGCCCCCCAUGUGCUCUGCCCCCCUGUGCUAUGCCCCCCUAUGCUAUGCCCCACUGUGCUCUGCCCCCCUGUGCUCUGCCCCCCUGUGCUAUGUGUUAA